This is a messenger RNA of Penaeus monodon (black tiger shrimp), 2005 nucleotides long. Its product is annotated as band 4.1-like protein 5. Gene Ontology annotation, molecular function: cytoskeletal protein binding. The record is from RefSeq and is a predicted model, not a curated record. Gene Ontology annotation, cellular component: cytoskeleton. NCBI's taxonomy places the organism in Eukaryota, Metazoa, Arthropoda, Malacostraca, Decapoda, Penaeidae.
CGCCCUGCGGACUCAGUUUCAAAGAUGAUGUUGUCGGGUGAGUGUGUGUGUUGACCUGAGGGAAGCGCUCGUGUAAUGUGCAUUCGUCCAUGAGGUGCCUUUGCAAUUGUGUGCGAAAAAAUAUAAUGUUUAGUGUUGACGCGUGGAGAUAAUUACCAGCAUGCUGCGGUUCUUUAGCAAAAGAGUCGGGCGCAAUGCCCAGAAGUACAAAACUGUGGACGACGGGCGGGCGGCGGGCGCGCCUCCCAAGCCCAAGCAUAUUCUCCCCUGCAAGGUCAUGCUCCUCGAUGACAGCAACCUCUCCUUCGACUUACCGAAAAAGGCGCUGGGCCAGGAGCUGUACGAGCGGGUCUUCUACUCCAUGGACAUCAUCGAGAAAGACUACUUCGGCCUCCAGUACACGGACGCCAACCACGUCCCGCAUUGGCUUGACCCGACUAAAUCAAUAAAAAAACAAGUUAAAAUCGGGCCGCCGUACACGUUCCGGUUCAAAGUCAAGUUCUAUUCGUCCGAGCCGAACUUGCUGCGGGAGGAGCUGACCCGGUACCAAUUCUUUUUGCAGCUGAAAAGUGACAUAGUCUCAGGGAAACUGGAAUGCCCUUAUGCUCUCGGUGUUGAAUUGUUUGCUUUAAGCCUUCAGUCUGAGCUUGGUGACUAUGACCCAGAAGUUCAUACUCCAGGGUUUGUAUCCGAAUUCCAUUUUUCCCCGAUGCAGUCUGAUGCAAUGGAGGAAGAUACGUUGGAGAAAUUUAAAGAAUUUACAGGGUUAACUCCAGCCCAAGCUGAGCAGAGUUAUUUGAACAAAGCAAAGUGGCUGGAGAUGUAUGGAGUAGACAUGCAUGAAGUGAUGGGGAAAGAUGGCGGAGGCUACAGACUAGGAUUAACACCCACUGGCAUAUUGGUGUUUGAAGGGGAAACCAAAAUUGGUCUCUUCUUUUGGCCCAAAAUAACACGUCUAGAUUUCAAAAAGAAAAAAUUAACUCUCAUGGUAGUAGAGGAUGAUGACGAGGGGCGGGAACAAGAACACACUUUUGUUUUCAGGUUGCACAAUGAGAAGGCCUGCAAGCACCUCUGGAAGUGUGCUGUUGAACACCACUCAUUUUUCAGGCUAAAAGCUCCAAGUAAAGGACCCUCUGGAAGACAAAAUUUCUUUAGAAUGGGUUCAAGGUUUAGAUACAGUGGACGCACAGAGUUCCAGACGACCCUUCAACAACGCACUAGACGCACAGUGCAGUUUGAGAGGCGUCCAAGUCAACGUUUUGCUAGACGACAAAGUCAUGUUGCAAAGGAAAAGCACCAGAAAAGUGUUAUUGAGAAACGAGCUGAUAAAGUGAAAGCUGCUGAAACUGCCAGUACUGGUGCAAGCACUGCAACAAGUACACCUCCUUCAGAAACACCUGCAAACCCAAGUGUAACGACCAUAGCAAGCACUCAUCUGGGAGCACUCCAACUGUCACCUCCUCAGCAACACCUCCACCUUCUCCAUUGGAUGUACCAUCUUCGCCAGCUCAAGUGUCUGCACAUGCCCUAGCCCACCUGCCCACAUCAUCCAUUACGUCCCAUUCCUCCUCCACUACAACAUCCUCAGGAGGUGCUGCAUCUAGUCCAGGCACUUUAACAGCAGCUCCAACAUGUAAUGGCACAGAAGAUGCCACGUAUGCUGCUGAAGACAGGCUAGACAGCUUGAUUAAGAGUUUGGCCAAAGACACAUCAGUACCAAGCUAUUUGGACAGUACAGUCAAUGAGCUGGCUCUGGCCAAGCCAAUUCAGAAAGAUUCUGGGGCAGAGGCUCUGCCACAGCCCACAGGGGCAAUAGAAGCAGAAGUCCUUGUCAACAAGAUGAAGAACCUAGACAGCUGCAACAGCAAUAACAAUAAUGUAAGCUCCGCAACUUCAAAAGUGAAGGACGUGAAUGUGGUGGUCGUCCCCAACAACCAAGCCACACUCACCAAGAACGCAGCCCGACCCAUUCCUCCCGAGCAGUUCAAGUCAAAUAUAUUGAAAG